Messenger RNA from Portunus trituberculatus (swimming crab), 1983 nucleotides. RefSeq lists its product as uncharacterized. The record is from RefSeq and is a predicted model, not a curated record. Bases 123 to 752 code for a protein of 209 amino acids. Gene Ontology annotation, molecular function: sequence-specific DNA binding. Lineage: Eukaryota; Metazoa; Arthropoda; Malacostraca; Decapoda; Portunidae. The transcript is spliced from 3 exons.
CCGCGGAUCAGUUUGCGUCAGGCAUGGGUACACACACGUUCGUCUCCGCGACCCAAUUUGGGUUCCCUGGCUCCGCUCUUGGCUCCGCUCGCACUGGCUCGCCGAAGCCCACCGCCUAGUGAAUGGAGUUUAUUUUACCAUGCCUUGUUGUGCAGUGCUUAACUGUUCAAAUUACCGUAAAGGAAAGUCAGAAUAUAAAUAUUUUCGGUUUCCGAAAGACAAAGAAAGAAACAUGUGCAAAGUGGAUCCAUUUGUGUGGGAGAGAAAAGAAAACCGACUUCAAUCCAGCAACUCAGCGAGUAUGCAGCAGACACUUUCCUCCUUCAGCAUUUCAGAGGAAUCUGAAAUACGAACUCCUUCGACUACCGGUGCCUUCAAAUCAAAUAGCAUUCAAGCCUGGAGCAGUGCCCACCUUACAUUUGUCAUUGCCACCGGCCACAAAGAGUGCAGAGUGUCCUGAUGUAUUGAAGACACAAGAGAGUGCAGCCUGUUCAAAUGUGUUAAAGACACAUGAGGAUGCAGCCUGUUCAGAUGUGUUGAGGACACCAGCGAGUGCAACCUUUCCAGAUCUCGAUAAGACAGAAGCAUUGCCGGAAUGUCAACCUUUGACCUCUCUCUCGCUCUCUUCCUCCUUUGCUGCAGACAUUAUGCAGUUCGUCACAAAAGGACGGAACGUCGGACAAGAACGCUGCUGGGGAUGGAUUUUACCAAGGACAUGUAACUGGAUCGACUUCUUCUGCCCACCUGCUUGAGGCCCAUAGUGAAUUACAGCAAAUGCUACACCGAAGAACACAGGAGAGGGAUGCCCUUCUUAGGGAGUGCAAGAAAUUGAAAACAGAAAACAAGUCAUUAAAGAAGCAAGUCCCAGCUUCAUACGAAAGGGCCGUAACAGAUAUGAAAAAAGGACUUGAGAAGUGUUUCACAGACACACAAAUAAAUGCGCUGUUGAGUAACAAACAAGUUGCAAAUUAUAGUCAUACAGAUAUAUCUGAAGCAAUAACAUUACAUAGCUACAGUUCAAAAGCCUACAAUUAUCUCAGGGAAAAGAAACAACUUCCUCUUCCAUCAGUGACGACUCUCAAUCGCUGUGUAUCAAUGCUGGAUAUUGAACCCGGUGUGUUGUUACCCGUGAUUCAACUUUUGAAACAAAAAACGAAGAAAAUGUCAGAUUUUGAGCGACUGUGUGUGCUGUCAUUCGAUGAGACUAGUGUUGCUUCCAGCUGGACGUAUGACAAAGGUACUGACAAUUUGUGCGCACCUAAAAGCAAACUUCAGUGUGCUAUGUUGAGAGGAUUAGCAAGCCCUUGGAAACAAUUAGUGUACUAUAACUUCGACACCGACAUGACCAAAGACAUAUUGUUUGAUAUCAUUGUUCAGGUGGAGGAAGCUGGCUUUUUAGUGGUUGCAAUGGUGUCUGAUAUGGGGCCAGCUAAUGUAAAACUAUGGAGAAGUCUCAGUGUUGACAUAAAUAACACAAGUUUCUUAAACCCAGCAUGUGGUGACCGGGACAUUUUUGUGUUCGCCGAUGCCCCUCACCUAAUCAAACUAAUAAGAAACAACUUUUUAGACUCAGGAAUCAGACUGGACGGUAAAAAUGGAUGCAAAACUGCUACCAAUGGAUGUGUCCGUGAAAUAAUUCAGAGAAGCGUAAAGGACUUGAAAACAACAUUCAAACUGGGCGACAGGCACGUUCAUGUGUAUGGUACCCAGCGAAUGAAUGUUCGCCUGGCUGCACAGCUAUUGUCUGAGACAACAGCGAAAACAUUACAAUUUUUUGCCAAACAAGGACUCCUUAAGAGUAAGAAUUGGCAAACAAGUGACUUCAUUAUGUUGUCGGACAGCUGGUUCGAUCUUUUUAAUUCCAAAGUACUUGCUAACACAAAGUCAUCUAGAGAUGCGUAUGGGUGUCACUUGACUAAUCAAAACAAAAUUCUCAACACCAUGAUAACAACAGCUUCUACAAUGAGAGUGGGUAACAAAGAU